GAAUUCAAGCGGACGUGUUAUUUGAGUAUGAAAGCUGCGCGAGAAGAUUAGAAUUAACGUUAAGAACGCUUAUAGUAUUAAUAUUAAGAUGAAGAAAAUUAUUUUAGUGCUGAUCGGAUUAAGUCACUACACAUUACUAGGAGUUUGUGCACAAAGCGAACCGUGUACAACGCCCGUCGGUCAUCCUGGCCUCUGCGUACCGGUACAAUACUGCCGGAACAUUUAUGGUAUUAUUCAAUCGAAAAAACGGCCAUCCGAAGGCAUUCUCAACUACAUCCGUAAAUCGGUUUGCCGUUUGGCAGGAGUGAGUAAAUCAGUUUGCUGUCAGCUGACCGAAGUGGACAAGGCGGUUACCAGCAUGCCACCGAAUAAACCGGUACUUCCGAUGAACUGUGGCACAACGACUGCAGAUCGUGUUGCAUAUGGAUUGCAAACAGGUGUUUUCGAGUACCCCUGGAUGGCACUGCUUCGCUUCAGGGAUUUUAAUCAAGAUCUAGUCGAUGGUUGUGGUGGGACUCUGAUCCAUGAGCGAUACGUUCUAACGGCAGCUCACUGCUUACAUGACAGAAAAUUGAUAUUAGACCACGUUCGUCUGGGAGAGCAUAACAAAAUCACUGACAUUGACUGCGAAGGAGAGGAUGGAGACUGUGCAGGACCGGUUCAGGAUGUACGGGUAGAAACCACGAUUAUUCAUCCAAUGUAUAAUAACCCAAAGUUUCGAAAUGACAUUGGCUUGAUUCGAUUGGAACGAAAUGUAAUAUUUGAUGAUCAAAUUAAGCCAAUCUGUUUACCUAUAACAAAAGAAUUUAGUAGCAUACUUCACUCGAAGUAUAUUUUAACUGGUUGGGGAACGACUGAAAAUAAUUCGCUUUCAAAUGUUCUGUUGAAAGCGUAUCUCCCCCGGAUAGAAAACGAACAGUGCGAACACAUAAUGAAGAGCAACAGCCUCGAGGUAGAGCUCAGUGAACAUCAGUUCUGUGCUGGAGGUAGAGAUCUGAAAGACAGUUGCAGAGGUGAUUCAGGCGGACCACUAGGAACGGUGGGAUUGCUGCACAAUGAACCGAGGUUCAUUCAAUUUGGAAUUGUCUCGAUUGGGGUAAAUAGCUGUGGACUGAAAAACAUUCCUAGCAUCUACACCAGGGUAGGACUAUACAUGGACUGGAUUAUAGAAAAUAUGAAACCUUCUUGAAAAAUGUGUUUAUUAAAUGUGUACUUCCAAACAGAUUUAACGAGUAGAUUUAUAUUAUAAAUAUUAAAUUAAUUGUGAUCUCCAACCUAAAUAUAAGAGAAUCUUGUGUUAUUCAUUA
Messenger RNA from Malaya genurostris, 1307 nucleotides. RefSeq names its product serine protease grass-like. Lineage: Eukaryota; Metazoa; Arthropoda; Insecta; Diptera; Culicidae. Gene Ontology annotation, biological process: proteolysis. The record is from RefSeq and is a predicted model, not a curated record. Bases 89 to 1189 code for a protein of 366 amino acids. The transcript is spliced from 4 exons. Gene Ontology annotation, molecular function: serine-type endopeptidase activity.